CUCGACCCCUCCAACCAACGACCAUACCAUCGCACCAAGCGGACAUGGCCGACGAGGAGGAGAACGGCGUUGGCAGUCUUCAAGACGAAGCAUACAAGCGCAGGGCACGGCUUCGUGCAAUGCGGGAGGGCGCAGCGGCCAGCGCUGUUCGUAGGACGAACGACGACAACGACAACAACGACAACGACAACGGCGACAACGAUGACGACGGCAAGCAGACACGACACUCCUCACAGGCAACAGGAGGCGAUCGCAAGCGCUGGCGAGGCGAAGACAACAUUGACGAGGCGGACGAGAGCAGCGCAAUGGACGACGGAUCCAACGAUGCUGAUACAACCCUGCGCUUCCGAAACUACACUCCCAACGACGCCAAGCUAGCCAACGCGCAGAUCGAGCACCCAGACUUGCCAGAGCCCGAGAAGGACGUCGCGGAGAUUGCCAAAGCCGAUGCGCGGAUUCACGAUAUUGAUCUCGUGAAUCUUGCACCACGCAAGCAGAACUGGGAUUUGAAGCGGGAUGUCACCAAAAAGCUCGAGAAACUGGAGCGUCGGACAAAUCGAGCGAUAGCCGAGCUUAUUCGUGACAGACUUACAGCUCAAGGCCAGAUAUUCUCCACGACGCUUCCUUCUACCAACUGAGGAGAGCGUGUUUGAUACGUUUUGCGCUGUCGAUGUUUUCUUGGUUUUGUCAUGUAACAUUUCGAUUGGUUAUUCCUUCUCGAUGACUACAUAUUUUUUUGAAAAAACCAAUUUGUGUCGGGGACACUGAAAGCACUCC
This is a messenger RNA of Capsaspora owczarzaki ATCC 30864, 777 nucleotides long. RefSeq lists its product as hypothetical. Gene Ontology annotation, cellular component: U2-type spliceosomal complex; post-mRNA release spliceosomal complex. Bases 45 to 638 code for a protein of 197 amino acids. NCBI's taxonomy places the organism in Eukaryota, Filasterea, Ministeriida, Capsasporidae. The record is from RefSeq and is a predicted model, not a curated record. The transcript has 3 exons.